Messenger RNA from Manduca sexta (tobacco hornworm), 7525 nucleotides. RefSeq lists its product as uncharacterized. The transcript has 10 exons. NCBI's taxonomy places the organism in Eukaryota, Metazoa, Arthropoda, Insecta, Lepidoptera, Sphingidae. The coding region runs from base 521 to 4666 and encodes 1381 amino acids. Gene Ontology annotation, cellular component: SCF ubiquitin ligase complex. The record is from RefSeq and is a predicted model, not a curated record. Gene Ontology annotation, molecular function: protein binding.
UAUACAAAGUUACUGCAUUCAGACAAGAGCAACUUUUUUGUGACAAUGUCUGCAUCUGUUGAUUAAAAUUUGAAACAUAAUAAGCUUCUAAACAAGGUCAACAGUUUUCAUCAACUCAUAGUGGACGAAAAUAAUCAAAAAUAAGUGUGUAUUAUGUUCAUAAUUCAAAGUAUUGCAUAUUUUAUGUGUCAUCACUGUACAUUCAAGACCAAGUGUCCGCGAAAAUGAUCUGUACUUUGUUUUUCGCAAUCACAACGUUACAUGAACAUGGAUGACCUAAAAUGCGAAUAUGUGAAGAAAAAAAGAUGUUCGGGACUCACAAGAAGUGCAAAUUAAAGAAAUGAUAAUGUUUUACACAUUGAUUAUUGGUAAUCACUGACAUAUUCAGACCAUCGCAUAACGAUCGGUGCAUUGCUCGGUCACCAAAGUGAAAAUGUGAUGUGUCAAACUGAUUGUUUACCUCGCGGACAGGUGAGUGGUUUGUAGAAGUGGUACGCGAGGGCGGCGGGAGGCGGGCGGCAUGUCUGGUCGGUCGAGUCCCGUGAACGGCGCCUACGAGGCCGCGAGGCUCACCGUCCGCAAGGACCUCUUUCCUGAUGCGCGAGUGCCCAAAGUGGCAUCUGGUACCCCUGACGACGACGACGACGACUCGCCAGGUUCCGGUAGCGCAGUCUCCUGCAUCAAACUCGAAACCGAUUUUGAGCAGAGCAUCGAUGACAUCGCCAAUCAGAAGCUUCAGGUGGCAAACGGAUCGUUGUCGUCCCCCGCAAGGUCACGCCACAGGAAGCACAAGCAGCACUCGCGACGUGACACCGACAGCUCAACAGUGAAUGGUUGUCUUCCCCCAGAAACCAAACGGAAAAAACACCAUCAUAAAAGACGUUCAAUGAACAGCAAGUCACAAGUGAUAAGUGGUAAAAACUUAUAUUUAGUGAGUAGCAGUGAGUGCCAGAGUGAUGGUGAUAAAGAGGAACAGAAGCCAAGCGAGGAAGAGGAGGAGGAAGAGGAAGAAGAGGGCUCUGAGGAAAGUGAAAGUUCAGAUGAUGAAGUGCUCAAGUACAGUGUGAAGUUACCUUUAAUUAAUAUGCAGCGCCAGAGUGGCAAACCUUAUAGCCAUGAACUUAGUCAAUUAUCAACUAAAAAGAGCAAAAAGAACUCAAAAGAGAAAAGGACUCAUGCAGUCACCCCAUGUAGUGGCAAACCUCGGUCUAUGCUGGACAUUUGUUCACGUAGUAAAAAGAAAUCUAAGAAAUCAGAGUGUACAGCCACAUAUCACAGCCAGAUAGUGGACACAAAUACCAUAAAGAUUAAAAUAAGAAGAACAAGUGUUCACGAUACUAUAACACCGACACCAACUUCAGUUGCUGACAUCGGGCAAAGAAAAUCGAAGAAGAAGCGAGCCGCAUCGCCCGUGGCCAGCGAGAGUUCUGGUGAGGAGUACGACCCAUCCCGCGGCGACACUGCAGCGGCCAUCAGUGUCGCUGCGCCCAAGUCACGACACGCACGUCCCAAAACUCCCAAGACUCGUAAAUCUAACAAUACUAAAAAUAAGGAAAAAAAUGAAAAGACUGAAAGAAAUAGAAUUAGUGCAGCGGAAAAUAAGAAUACUGGACCGCAGAGUCCCUGGGCGGCGACAAUACCGAAAGAGAUACUUGAACAAAUUUUCGAGUAUGUUGUGGCUUCGCAGGGGACUUUGCCUGCAGUUAUCAGGUUAGGUAGAGUGUGCAAAUUGUGGCACAGCGUUAGUUGCCGGCCGGAACUAUGGAAGAACGUCGAUCUUGCGCAAUACACGAGUGAGAAAUGCAAAACUGAUUACAAGCUGGUUUGGUUACUCGAAAAUCGCUUAUCGCUAUGUCAGGUUUUAAACAUUGCUCAGUGGAAGGUGUGCAACGUGUCGUGGGUGCUGGCGUGCGUGGCGGACUACUGCCCGGGGCUCGUGGAGCUGAGCGUGGCGGGCUGGAGCCGCAUCACGCCCGACCAGCUGUUCGACCUCAUUAAGGGACUCCCCAAACUGCAGCGCCUCGACCUCUCGCUCACGUCAGAGACGGGCGGUUCGAGCACGUGCCUGUCGGCGACGUCGAUGGCGCGCAUCGCAGAGAACUUCGGCGACCGUCUCACGCACUUGACGCUCGCAAACAAUAAGUUCACUGCGUUACCCCAGAUACUCACCUCGGUUGCGGCGCAUUGUCAAAAUCUAGAAGUGCUGGACAUCUCCGGCGCGCUGGCCACGUCGCACCCCGCCGCCGUGCCGCUCGAGGCGCUGCAGAAGGGUUGCCCCAAGAUGCGCGUGUUCCGGGCCGCCAACUCGCAACUCGUACUCGCUUCAGCCACCACUUCACAACAGAUGGAGACGAGCGGAUGGAGCAUGCUGGAGGAGCUGUCGGUGGCGGGCGAGGCGGCGACGGAGCGCGUGGGCGUGGGCGAGUACCGGCUCGGCGACGAGGCGCUGGCGCGGCUGGUGCGCGGCGCCACGCGCCUGCGCCUGCUCGACCUGCGCGGCCUGCAGCGCCUCACCGACUCGGGGCUCGUGCGCGUGCCCGCCUGGGACCUGCAGCACCUCUUCCUAGGAGGUUGCAACGUAACGCGUCAAAGUAACGCAUGCUUAGAGCUGAUCUGCGAGAAGUGGUCACACAGCCUGAUAGAACUAGACCUGUCGUGGGCGUCGGCAGCUAGAGUACUAGACGAUGCGGUGUCCGCGCUCGCCGACUCGCCCAACAGCAAGUUAAGAAUACUCAACUUGUGUGGUUCGUCUGUAUCAUUAGAGCCAGUGAAAAAAGUGCUUCUUAAGUGCCCACAUGUAGAAUCCAUAAAUCUGAGUUCAUGUCGCGCUCUCCCGAGAGGCAUGAAACGCUUGUAUACUGGGAAAGAAUUAGAAGAUUUAAAAGACAGUUUCAAUCCCGAAAAAUUGAAAACCAAAGAAGAAAAGGAAAAAGAGAAAGGGAAAUCGAAAAAAGCUACGAAAAAGACAGAAGCCGAUUCGAAAUCCGAAACUGUUACUAAAGAUUCUUCGGCGAAUACAGUUGCUACAGAUGUCUCAGACACGGCCGACACCAAAGGAGAAACUAAAACUAUAGACAAGUUACUGGCCUCCCCAUUCCAAGAACCCAGAAGUGUCUCAGACGCCGGAUCAAACUUAUCAGAUAAACUACCUUCACCAAUCGAUAGAUUAACGAAAUCAUUACCAGAUAGUAAAUCAAUCGAAAGGUGUUACAAUAAGGACUCUGUUGAUUCAAUAACGUUAUUGCAGGAAGGUAAACGAUCGACUAGGGGCGCUACUCCCAAACUUUUAAGUCCCGCUUCUCAAUCUAGACCAGAUUCUUCUUCCACUCCUAGAUCUGAACCGGCGAAGUCAGAUUUUGGUAGUCCACAUUUUAGUCCCGUUCCUAAACCCGAUAGUCAAGUACAAAAUAGCCCUGAAGUGCAAACAGAUCUGUUAAAAAGCAAUAAUGCGUGGACUUUAGGACAGUUAAAAACUACACCGACGCAUAAAUCAGAAGCUAGUCCUUUAAACAAAUUCGAAACCAAUACUAAAAUUAAACACAGUAAAAUUAUCGAACAAUGUAGUCCAACUACCUCACACGAAAACAAACAUAGCCCAGAAACCAAUAGUAUUAAACAAGAUAUAAAGAAUCCCAAUAGUUGGAAUUAUGACAGUUACAGUCCAAUGACGCGACAAGAAAACAUAUUUUCUUCCCAGAGAAGUCCAUAUUCUGCUCAACCUAGCCCCGCCCAGCCUAGCCCUUACUCAACGCAGCCCAGUCCUUAUUCGACACAACCCAGCCCCUACUCAUCACAACCUAGUCCCUAUUCCGCGCAACCAAGUCCAGAUACUAGUCAAAUAAUUAAACCGGAACUGCCCAAGUCGUCUAGUUGGAAUACUGGAAAUUAUAGCCCCAUGACGAAACACCACGCACCAUUUUCGCCUCACCCGUCCACACACCCGAGCCCUGACCCAGGAUUAGGAAUGAAAGCGGAUGCAUUAAGAAACAAUGCAAGCAAGACUCCUGGCCAGUAUAGUCCUAUGUCGAGGCAGGAUCGUAUGCAUCACAGUCCUUAUUCGCCUAGGCCCAGCGUAGACAAUGCUGUUUAUAGCAACAAGAAAAGCCCCGGAAUAGGCAACUACAGUCCAAUGAUGCGCCCAGAUUACCAUUUGCCGAGUCCUGACAGAGGGCCGGCAUCGAGAGCGGCAACGCACGGCAGAACACCCGAAUUAUAUGGAAGAUCUAUACCGAAAAUGACAGAUUUAAUGCAUAGUGUGCCACCGUCCGAUAUUUCGUGGGGAAUGGAUAAGUUUAAUCAACUGUCCACUCCCACAUCGACUAUUGAGUCAUUAGUAUGGGGGACUACAUCAUUUACCGCAGAAACACCGACGAUGUCCGCGAGAGUAGACAACAUGUCUAAUACUCCACUGCUAAAUACUCCGCCGCCACAAACUUGGUCCGAGUUGCCUUCUUUCGAAAAUAGUGCUCGUAGAUCUAACGAAGAACUGAGUGAUCCGUGGAACGUAGGUCAAUUCCGAGUGGAGCAGCCGCACCACAUGCACAAUAACUUCGUGGAGCAGAACGUGAGUUUCGAGUCGCUGAGCUCGCGCCACGUGGAGCACGUGCCUCACGCCUUGCAGAACUAUUUGGACGACGGGUUCACAGAGACCUCCCGCGUAGACUGACGUUCAUGUUCACGAUUGCCAUCUUGUGUCUCGAAUAAAGUUUGUGUCGAUGGACAAUUCCUAUUGAGAAAUUGUAUUUUUUUUUACAGAAGAGAAUUAGGAUGACGUAAUUUAAAACAGAUAAUUAAUUACUAACUUUGUAAAUAAGAUUAUGUAGUUAAAUAUUAAGAGUAAUGGAGCUAGGAAUGUAUAAUAAAUCUAUUUCGCAGCGGAUUCUAUAAGUGUUAAAGACAGUUUAAAUUAUUAAGAAUAGUAAAAUGUUCAUUCAUCGAUGUAGUUUUCUUGGGUAUAAUCUGCAUUAGAUUUUCAAGUUGUUUAUUUAAAUGCCAAAUUCUGUUACUAAGGCCAAAAUGUGAAAAUUUAUUUCAUUGUAAAGUAUGGAAUUUGUUGGAUACAGUUGAUUACAUGCUUAGUGAGAUAUAUUCUGUUUUGUUUCCAACAGAUACGUUUCAAUCACAAUGUCGGACAAAUCUUACAGUGAAUACAAACAUUCCUUAUACAUGUAGUUCAUCAGUUUUGAAUAUAUCAUUGCAUGUUACAUUUUCUAAAUCACUAAAUACGCAACAAAAUGUUGCUUUAUACAUAAUUAGAUGCUUUAGAUACUGUUAACAUUGAAUGAACGGAUAUUAUAUUGUUGGCGAUGUAUUAGAGUAGGCAAUGAAUUUAGAAAUAUAUAUGUAUCUGUAAAACUGUUAUUUAAACGGUUGUAAUCCAGCGCAAGCAUUUUUAUUACAUAACAGAGGAUAUUCUACCGUUGACCCAUAGUUGUGUUGAUCACCGAUUACUUAUUUCUAUUUGUGAAUUGUGGACCAAAUGAUUAAGCAAACGAUAAGUCGUAGCAAACCCAAGCAUGCGAAAUAAUUACUUUGUUGUUAAAUCUCAUUAUUUAUACUAUAAUGUUGAUAGGUGUCUGAAAGGUUAUAUAGACUUUCAUUGAUGUUAAUUAUCGGCUGUUUACACGGUUAAAAGUAAGAUAUUUAGAGAAAGAAUUCACCAAUUUGGAGAUAUACGAAGUCUAAUUAGUAAAUCUUAGACCAGCUUCCUUAACAAUACUGAAUGUGAGAUCUAUGGACACUGGCACAGUUUAAAAAACUGUAUUGAUAUUCUUAUAUAUGUGAUAGGCAUAAUAUAUGAAGGCAGUAGAAAUAUUUUUAUAUGUUCCAUUAUUUUCUAAUUAGCUUUUUUCCUUUAUUUAUCCUGCGAGGUAGUUAGGAUGACAUAAAACAGUUGUUCAUUUUUAUUUUACAUAUAUUAUGUAGAUACUAAAUAAUCAAGGUAAUACACCUUAAAGUAAUUAUAAAAAUAAAUUAAACAAAGGACAAAAAAUCGUGGGAAAGAAGCCUAUUUUGAAAUUUAAAUUCAUAUAAUUAGAUAUAUUUAGUGUUGUUACAAGGUUAUGGAGCGUUACACAAAAAUGUUUUACAUUGAGUACAAUUUAUUAUUAAGAUUAUUAAAUUAAAAUUCGUUCGAUCCUAUUCCGUAAGCAAUAAUGUAUGGUCGUGCGAUACUAUAUCUAUGGUAUAAUUAUAGUGACCAUGUAGGACGUAACUAAAAAUUAUAAUGAAAUUAAAUAGGCAUCAUGAUGCUAAUAUGUAGAUACCGUACAUAACUAAAAUGUCUGGAUAAUGAGAGUGUAGAUACUGAUCAACAAAGAACAUUUAUUAAUUCUGUCAAAGAUUUGCUAGAAUUUUUUACAAGCAACAAUUUGUUUAUUGAAACUUGAAUCUGUUUAUAUAAUAUACAUUGCGAAGUGCUUAGUUAAAACAAUAUUUUAUUUGCCAGCAUUAUUCGCAUAGUUGUGAAAUGCAUACAAUAAUUAAACAAAAAAAACCAUCGUAACAAAUUGGAGAGUUGUUUCCAUAUCCUAUUGAUCAUUUGGUUCACAACAUAUAAAUAAUCCAUGGCAAAUUUGUUUAUAAAUGACUAGUUAUCUUUUAUACUAAGGUAUUGAAUUGUAGAUCAUGAUGAGCAAUCGAAAUUAAGAUUUUUACUGUAAUAAUUUAAAUUUAUUAGUGAGGUAUGUAAUUUUUAUAAAGCCAUUGUGUCUUUUAUUUGAAUUUUAUGACAAUGAAAUGUUUUUUUGCACGAAACUGUAAUCGUAUAUGAUUUUAAAUUUACGCAAACACAGACGACUAUCUUUGGUAUUUUGAUUUUGGUUUUAUAGAAUCUCACGCACAUAUACGUGUUAUUUAAAACUAAAUUAGUCUUCCGAAUUAUGGAUGUGUAAAUAAAUCGCAUACCAAUUGGACUUCUAUUAUGUGUCGAUUAUAAUUAUUUUAAUUUGAAUGCAUUUUGAAUUUAUCUUUUUUAUAUUUUUAUAUGUGUUUUCAUUAAAACUAUAGUGAAUACUAAUUAAUUUUAUCGUAGUCACACCUAAAACAAGAUCAAAAUUUGGAAAUGAAAGCAAGUACAAAGUGCUUUGAGUAAAUUAUAUAUUAUGUAAUUUGCCUAAAUAGGUACAUAAUUCAUGUUGUAUUUGAAACCGAAAACAACCAAAUAUUGUUUCCAAUACCUGCAUUAGCCUUAUGAAUUGCCUAAUGUUUAACUGAAGAAAUAUUUUAUAGUUUUAUUAACUUAUUACAAAAUGAAAAAUAUUAUCUUCUAUACAUAGAAUGUAUAAAUAUAAUUAUUAGGUAAGAUAAUAUGUUAAUUAAUCGUGUAUUAUAGUAUGUAUAAAAUAAAGUUGACUAAUAUCUUUAAGUUCUGUUAUGUAGAUUUUUGUUUGUAAUAUUGUUGCAGUGCUGCGUGGACUUCUCACAUGUGGUCCAAUUUUUAUAAUCUAACCAAUAAAAUAUCGAUGUGGUUGUACAUUUACAUUUUGAAUAGAAUGUAUUUAUUAAAUUUCUUUUGUUGAAACCA